Messenger RNA from Microcebus murinus (gray mouse lemur), 3392 nucleotides. NCBI's taxonomy places the organism in Eukaryota, Metazoa, Chordata, Mammalia, Primates, Cheirogaleidae. The record is from RefSeq and is a predicted model, not a curated record.
UUUAUAUAUAUAUUGAAAGAGAUUUUUGGGUGGCUUGUUUAGAUGUUGAUGACUUUUACCAUAAAUCAUUGUGUAUACACAAAAAGGAAGACACAGAAAUUAAGGUAUUCUGAAUUUUCUUACUGCUAAAUAACUUGUCAAUGCAUUUUAUUAUUGUCUGUGGUUUUUCCACACUAUGUUACCUAUGUGUCAUGGAGGAUGCAGCAUUUCUUAAAAGAGUUGUUCAUCUUGUCUUUGGGAUGUUCUUCCAAUCCUCUAACACCAGUUCGGCAUGGCUGAUGUGUGUGAACAAACAAUGACAUCUAUCUCCUGCCUGGCACUUGGCCAACUGCAACUGUAAGACAUCUUGAUAUCAGAGAGGCAAAAUGUGGAAAUAUCUAUGUGUUUGAACUGAUGAAAUAUAGUAGUAUGAUUUAUUCCAUCAUUAUUUCACAGGUUCGGACUUUGAGAGACGGAAUAUAAAAACAGACAAUGGCCAGAUCAUAUUAAUAUAUAAAAAGAGAAUUUUGACUGACCACAACAUGCAACAAUCUGCCCAGGAAACCAGCCCCUUCUCAACAAUAAACAGCCUGCUAUAAGUUAGACUUGCAGGAAGCCAGGUUGCAUUCUCUAAUAACAAUCCUGGAAGCUAAACAUUAACUUCCAUAACAAUUAGCUGCAAAUGAUCAGGACUUGAUUAAUAGCUGAUAGCUUCCCUAAUUUUUGUCCCCUUUCUCCAACUAGAGAAAGCCAAGCAUGCUGCCCUGACCAAUCACAUAGGAUGCCCCACUCCUAGUUAGCCCCUACAGCUUCCCCACACCAAUAGCCUCCAAUCAGGGCAUACCUGAAGCCUUCACUUUUCCCCCACUAUAAAGCUUUCCCAUUCCUCUGCCUGCCUGUGAAUCUCUGCAAAAACACAAGUGAUGGUGACUAUCUGCUAUGACAAACUCUGAAUAAAUAGCCUUUGCUUUUCUCAUCUGGUUGGUCUUCAUUUAUUUUCACAGCUUGUAAGAAAAACAGUAAUGAAACCCUUUGCCUCUUCUUAGGAACUGUACUUGCUGUGUGAACAAACUCCUCUGGGUGGAUGGUUGUCUGGGAUGUGGCCCUGUGAUGUGGACAGGGCAGGCUUCCCACUGACAUGAAUGAAUGAGCGAAAUAAUUUUGGAAGUUUCCACAUUUACCUAUUCUUUUCUUCCUUCCUGUCUCUUUUCUGUUUUUCCUUUGAAGUUCUUGAGGCCAAAUCUGGCUCCUAAAAAACAUCAAAGGAAGCUUGCACCAAACACCCUUGAGGGCUGCCUCUGAAGCCUGCCAUCACCUGCUGUGUGACGCAGAAUGGCGCCCCCUGCUUGUGUGCUCUCCUCACUGCUGCUGCUGGUGACCAUUGCAGGUUGUGCCUGUAAGCAGUGCAGCGAGGGGAGGACGCAUUCCAACGCAGUCAUUUUACCUAACUUGGAAACGACCAGAAUCAUGCGGGUGCCUCACACCUUCUCCAUGGCCGACUGCACCGCCGCCUGCUGUGACCUGGCCAGCUGUGACCUGGCCUGGUGGUUUGAGGGCCGCUGCUACCUGGUGAGCUGCCCACACAAAGAGAACUGUGAGCCCAAGAAGAUGGGCCCCAUCAGGUCUUCCCUCACGUUUGUGCUCAGGCCUGUCCAGAGGCCUGCACAGCUGCUGGACUAUGGGGAGAUGAUGCUGAACAGGGGCUCCCCCUCAGGGGCCUGGGGCGACCCACCCGAGGAUAUCAGAAAGGACCUGCCCUUUCUAGGCAGAGACCGGGGCCUAGAGGAGACAUCUGAGUACUCGGAUGACUACAGGGAGCCGGAGCAGGACCUCUUCCGUCCCAGGAGCAAGCAGGAGCCCAGAGGGAGCGCUGAGUACACCGACUGGGGCCUGCUGCCUGGCAGCGAGGGAGGCUUCAACUCCUCGGCUGCAGACGCGCCAGCGGAUCCGCAGCAGGGCCCGGAACUCCGUAAAAUGAACCAGUCGGCUUGGACGCCUGCCCCAGAACGCUCUCCUGAGAGAAGCUUGUUGCUUCCCUUGGUGACUACUCCAUCUUCAGGAGAGGUACUGGGGAAAGAAGAGGCUUUUGAGCUCCAGGAACAAUCCAGCAACACCUCUGGAAAAGAGGUUCUAAUGCCUUCCCAUAAUCCUCCUCCAGCCAGCCUGGAGUUCAGCCCAGCCACCGUGGAGGAAAGCCAAGUGCUCACAGUCAGCCCGGGGAGCACAGAGCACAGCAUCCCAACGCUUCCCGCUAGCACUGUCCCCUCUGGGUCCACCCUAUCUGAGCGACCCAUAUCUCUUACUACUGCUUCCAGGACAGGCACAUUUUUGAGCAUCUAUCAUGUGCCAGAAACAGUGCUGCUUACUGGAAAUAAAAAGAUGAUUAAGACAUUGUCUUUCCCUCAGGGACUCGGUAGUCCAGGAGAGGAGACUGACAGGUAAAGAGAUGGUUCUGAUGCAAUAUGGUAAGUGCUGUGAGAGGCUGCUAUGGGAGCGGAGAGGGGCACCCUGAGUCACGGGGAGAGGCCAGGGAAGCCUUUCCAGGGGAAAUGGUGCUAGGGGAGAGUGAGCUGGCAAAACUGAGGUUGGCCUGUCAUUCAGGUCGAGGGAGCAAUAUGUGUAGUGACAGUAGCGAUAAUCGUAUUUACUGAGCACUUCUGGAGCGCCAGGCACCAUGCUCGGUGCUUCCGUCUGUCAUCUCAUUCAUUACUGUGCAAGAGAAGAGAAGUACAAGAGCUUAUUGAAAUUGUGGAAGAACUGUAAGAAGUUCAUUGUGGCUGGAACUAGAGUGGGAAACAGGGCAAGAAUUUGAAACGUCAUGUAUUUUUUGCUAAGGAAUCUGUGCUUUAUUGGAUGGAUAUAGAGAAUCAGUCACUGAAUGGUUUUAAGUAGGAAAGCAAAACGAGCAGAUUUGUAUUAAGAAAAUAGUUUGGACUUGAUUGGAGGCAAGAAGACCCAUUAGAAGGCUAUAGCGAGUGGUUGCAGGGAUGGAGAGAAGGAAGUAGAUUCAAGAUAUAAUAAAGGAUCAGAAUCAUUGGGAUUUGGUGAGUGAUUGAAUGUCAGGAUGAAGGAAAAGGACUCUGAGAUAUAUGAACAUAUAGAACUGAAAUUAGACGAGUGGUUGGGUAGAAGAUAAAGGAUUGGGAGUCAUAGGUAUAGAGGUGAUAAUUGAAGACAUGGGGGCAAUAUGAGAUUAUCCAGGCAGAGGAAUACUUUGGGGAUGUCAUCAUAUAAGGAGCUGGAAGAGCAGAGGGAGCCUGCAGAGCUGACUGGGUGAUUAUGCCAAAGGGGUAGGAGAUAAAGAGGAAAGCAUGGAAUGAGGGAAGAAAGGGAGGAGAGAAUUCUGUAGAAGAGAAAAAAACAAUUUUCCCUCUACCCUUCUAAGUUAUCUGGAGCCCCUGUAACAAAAAACA